Messenger RNA from Talaromyces amestolkiae, 1902 nucleotides. RefSeq lists its product as uncharacterized. Gene Ontology annotation, biological process: protein deubiquitination. Gene Ontology annotation, molecular function: cysteine-type deubiquitinase activity; cysteine-type endopeptidase activity. Gene Ontology annotation, cellular component: nucleus; cytosol. The coding region runs from base 1 to 1902 and encodes 633 amino acids. The record is from RefSeq and is a predicted model, not a curated record. The transcript has a single exon. Lineage: Eukaryota; Fungi; Ascomycota; Eurotiomycetes; Eurotiales; Trichocomaceae.
AUGCCUGACAAACCCGGAACGGUAGCCGCAUAUGCGGCCGGAGCCUCUUUGGCCGCCAUCACUUUGUUCUAUGUCUUUGGACCGAACUUCACCAUAGACGGCGACGAAUCCAGUAGUAGCGAUCGCAAGAAGGGGGUCGUUGGUCUAUCGAAUCCCGCCAAUGAUUGUUUUAUAAACUCGGUUUUGCAAGCGCUGGCCGGUCUUGGCCAGUUGCGUAUAUAUCUCAUUCGCGAACUGCACCGUCGAGAAUUGGACGGUCCAGAUGUUUAUAAUCAGCUCCCGGGGCCGGAUGAAGCGACGGGAAAGCGCAGUCUUCCGCCGGACAGGUUGCGGGAGUUACAACAGGGGACUGUGACGUUGGCGCUGAAAGAGAUGCUUGACCGUUUGAAUGAGAGGCCGAUAUAUAAGAAGACGAUAUCUGCUCGAUCGUUUAUCCAAGCGCUGGAGUUCGCGUUUCGGACGCGAAUCAGCCGCAAUCAGCAGGAUGCACAGGAGUUUCUGCAAAUAGUCGCAGAGCGGUUAUGUGAUGAGUAUCAUGCAGCGGUGAAAGCGAGACAGCGGGCACAGCGUGCGGCUGGUGCGGAUGUUGACGGAUCAUCAAUUGCGCAGGCUGAAAGUGAUGCAAAUUCUGGGGAAGUUUCUGUGCGCAUUGACGACGGUUCCAAGGACGGUCUGCCUGCGAUCAUUGACAAUAAGCUGAAAGAAAUCGAUAACGAACACGGAUUCCCGCUUGAAGGACAGCUAGAGUCACAAAUCGAAUGUCAAACCUGUCAUUAUCAGUACCGACCAAACAGGACAUCGUUUGUGAAUCUGACGCUGCAAGUUCCGCAGAAAAGCUCUGCGACGCUUAGUUCCUGCUUCGAUGGGUUGCUCAAGACUGAGUAUAUAGACGACUUUCGAUGUGACAAGUGCGGAUUGCAGCAUGCAUUGGAAACGAAAAUCAUUGCAAAAACCAAAGCCAAGUCGGCCGCUGAAAUCGAAAAACUAGAUGAGCAAAUAAGGCGAAUCCAGCACGCCGUCGACACAGAUCCAGAGCAAGGUCUAGACGGAGUAGAUCUCCCUGCUGCAGACCUCGCGCCGAAGCGUCGAAUUGCGCGGCAUAUGCGCAUCACCGUCUUUCCCAAGGUUGUCGCGAUCCAUCUGUCGCGCUCCAUCUUUGAUCAGAGCAGUUCCACCAAAAACGCGGCCAAAGUGUCGUUCCCUGAACGUUUGCCUCUGGGAGGAAUCCUCAAUCGCAAAUGGUACAAACUACUAGGCAUAGUCUGUCACAAGGGAAGCCACAACAGCGGACACUAUGAAUCUUUCCGACGAAGUCAUUUGUAUCCCCCUUUCUCCACACCAGACGUCUUUCGUUCGUACGCGGCGAGUCGAGCAGGUAGCGAGAAUCCGUCGAUUGCGGGCAGUCCACGUCUUCCGGCGACGAAAAAGGCGAAUUAUUCMCCUUCCGGCGGAGUCGAGCCUAGUCCUUUAAGUAUCUCGCCAGUCGAGUCUUCACUUUCACUUUCGAGCACGAACCAGAACAAUCCGCCAUCAUCGACAUCAACCCCGUCCACAGCCCAAACAGCAUCAUCAUUCUCAUCAUCCUCAUCCCAAGAAACCGCUAAUCCGCCCCGUUCAUCGCUGCAAUUACAACCAUCCGUCAAUCAAAGUCAAGACAAUCUUCCCCGCCGCAGCUCCUCAGUCCGCUUAGGAACUCCAAAGCUUAAUACCAGUAGCUCCGCGGGCGGCAGUGGUGGUGGUCUAAGCGCGCAACGCCUUUUACGCAGACGCAAAACGGCAGAUAGGUGGUGGCGCAUAUCCGACGAAAAAGUCAAAGAGUGCAAGACGAGUGAUGUUUUGGGGAUGCAAAAGGAGGUGUAUCUGCUAUUCUACGAGAUGGAUAGCCAGACGCCGUCGAGUUAG